AUGACAACAAAUGAAAACAACUUAGACAUUCAGGCAAUAUUAGAAGAAUUGCCAACGGAUAAAAGAAUUCUAUUAGAAAAAUUAUCUAAAGUAUUUGAUCGUAAAACAGCCAUUGAUUUUGUCAGUCCAAAACCAUUUGAAACAAAACGACAUUUAACAAUUGAAGAUUUAUUAAAUGUUGAUAAUGAACAACAAGAAAAACAUUUUCAGCGACUACGUUCGAUGGAACACUAUCAGACUACUACGCAGUCGCUAUCGCAAACCGAACUUGAAGCUACAUAUGAAGCAUUUAUUCGGGGUGAAAUUGCUCAUAAACCCUAUUCUUAUAAAGAACUUGAACAAUUUGUACGAAAUAAUGCGGAUAUAAAUGCUGUUGAUUAUUAUAUCAAUUCAACACAUCAUAAUGCAACAUCAGGUCCUUUGCAGGCACAUUUAUUAUUCCAUUCGUCAAAACUUAAUGAACAAAAAGCUAAUUUAAUUAAAUCAGCAAGUUCAAAUAGAAGUUUAAAAUCAUUCAAUGAUAGUCUUAGUGUACGAGGAUAUUUUCCCGAAAAAUUACUUACACAUUCAAGAUCUUCAUCAAAAGAAAAAGAACUUGAUAAUAAUCAACAAAAUUAUUCUAAACAACGUUCAAUGCAUAUUGAUCAUGGAGAAAAAAAAUAUCAUGUUACAUUUUUAAAAGAUCCAAAUACUUCUGUGAAAUCAUUAAAACAUAAAACAAAGAAUCAUAAUGUACAUAAUAAAAAUAUUGAAUCAUUAUUUAAAAGAGAAGCUAUAUUAGAAUCUAAUCUUUCAACUAAAUCCAAUACUUCAAAUAUACAUCGACAAAAAUUUCCACCACUUUCUCUAUCGGCUUUGAAAGAGUAUCGACCAACUAUGACGCCAAGAUCUUCAACGAUACCAACAACACCUCAUAUUCAAAAACAAAAACCGAAGCGAAAAACUGAUUUUAUAUGGGAACAAACAAUUGUUUCACAAAAACAUAAAUGA
Messenger RNA from Adineta steineri, 990 nucleotides. Lineage: Eukaryota; Metazoa; Rotifera; Eurotatoria; Adinetida; Adinetidae. The record is from the annotation of a GenBank genome assembly.